This is a messenger RNA of Stegodyphus dumicola, 1641 nucleotides long. It is a transcript of the gene Hmgcr, whose product is annotated as HMG coenzyme A reductase. Lineage: Eukaryota; Metazoa; Arthropoda; Arachnida; Araneae; Eresidae. Gene Ontology annotation, cellular component: endoplasmic reticulum membrane; peroxisomal membrane. Gene Ontology annotation, biological process: sterol biosynthetic process; isoprenoid biosynthetic process; coenzyme A metabolic process. Gene Ontology annotation, molecular function: hydroxymethylglutaryl-CoA reductase (NADPH) activity; NADP binding; protein binding. The record is from RefSeq and is a predicted model, not a curated record.
UUUUUACUCUAGUCUGCUGGUCUUGUCUUAGUUCAUGCACACAGUCGGUGGCCUUUGUUAGUGGCCAGUAAAGCACUUCAGCAAGCCAGUAAAGCCAAUUCUCCAGAUUCUAUGGGUCCAUACUCCAACUGGGAUAUAUACAUGCAAAGGUGGUUUGGUGGUUCGGAGCCAAUUAUAAUGAUAGCACUUUUAACAACAAUUACUUUCGCAGCUAAUUAUUUUCCAUCUCGUGAAGAUUUGACUGAACAUCUAGCAUCAGCUGCAGCCUCGUCUUUAUCUAAAAGUCCGUAUGGCUUUCAAGUAGCUCGAACUACUCGGAGUAUACAGACAGAUUGUCACGAUGGUCAUCAGUCUUCUAAGCCUCAAAACAGUUUGUGUUCUCAAGCCGUUCAAACAGCAGAUUGUGCAGAUUUAUCUUGUAACCAAGCUGUAAUACCUUCAUUUGUACAAUCAUCCCUGCUAGUUUCAUGUGUGACUGAUAAGCAGUCAGCAUCUUUCACAGUUGGAGAAAAAGCAAAUGUAGUAAACAUCACUGAUGAGUUUGUUCAGACAGGAGCCACAAAUAAUGGGGCAGUACUACAAAGAACAGAUUUUAUAAAUCCACGUUCUAUCGAGGAGUGCAAGAAAAUUCUACAAUCAGAGGUUGGUGGAAUAGGUCUGACUGAAGAUGAAAUAAUUUUGUUAGCAGAGAAGAGAAUUAUACAGUCCCAUAAACUGGAAACUAUUGUCAAUAAUCCGAAAAAAGGUGUUUCUAUACGACGCAAGCUGCUCAGUAAACUUGCAAAACGAGGUGAAAUAUUAGAAUCUUUACCAUAUGCAGAUUAUGAUUAUAAAUUGGUAAUGGGUUCUUGUUGUGAAAAUGUCAUUGGUUACGUUCCUGUACCCGUCGGAGUUGCUGGUCCAUUGUCACUGGAUGGCGAGAUGCUGUACAUCCCCAUGGCAACAACAGAAGGCUGUUUAGUUGCAAGUACUAAUCGUGGAUGUCGAGCUCUAGCACUAUCAGGAGGUGUCAAUAGCCAAUUACUUGCAGAUGGCAUGACUCGGGGACCAGUUAUAAGAUUGCCAUCAGAAGCUGAAGCUGGGAAUAUAAAAAGAUGGAUUGAAAAGAAAGAAAAUUUUGAGCUUUUGAAAGCAGCCUUUGAUUCUACUAGCAGAUUUGCGAGGCUUCAGAGAAUAGACGUACAAAUUGCUGGUUGUUGUGCUUAUUUGCGCUUCAAUGCUGUUACUGGAGAUGCCAUGGGAAUGAAUAUGUUAUCAAAGGGGGCAGAUAAAGCUCUUAACAAGCUGUGUGAAAUCUUUCCUUCUGUAGAAAUUAUAAGUCUUAGUGGAAAUUAUUGUACUGAUAAAAAACCAGCAGCUAUCAACUGGAUUCAAGGACGGGGUAAAUACGUUGUGUGUGGAGCAACAAUCCCAGCUGAAGUAGUCAGAGAGGUCUUAAAAACAGAUGUAGCUACUUUAAUAAAGUUAAAUAUUCAGAAAAAUUUCAUUGGUUCUGCUAUGGCAGGAAGCAUUGGUGGAUUUAAUGCUCAAGCUGCUAAUAUUGUCACUGCUAUCUUUCUUGCUACAGGUCAAGUAAGUAAUCUGUAUUUUCAUGUUUAUUUUUUUAGUUUUUUGUUUGUAUAUUAAGUAUUCACAGACGUA